Rhinopithecus roxellana (golden snub-nosed monkey) is the source of this 1206-nucleotide messenger RNA. It is a transcript of the gene PIH1D1, whose product is annotated as PIH1 domain containing 1. Gene Ontology annotation, biological process: box C/D snoRNP assembly; rRNA processing. NCBI's taxonomy places the organism in Eukaryota, Metazoa, Chordata, Mammalia, Primates, Cercopithecidae. Bases 254 to 1126 code for a protein of 290 amino acids. The record is from RefSeq and is a predicted model, not a curated record. Gene Ontology annotation, cellular component: R2TP complex; cytoplasm; ribonucleoprotein complex. The transcript has 10 exons.
GUGGCCUGUCGAUAACGCGAUACCAGCUUGUGAGUGAGCAUGGGGUACUCGGAAGUGUAGCGUACUCCUGUCUUGUGUUUACGGAUAGACCGGAAGUGUGGCUUCGUUUACAAUUCGGCAAGUAGGACGGAGAGCGCAUCCAGAGAUACAGAUUCCCAACGGAUUUGACGACGGUGUUCGGUCUUGAAUGGAAUUGUAGUCUUAGGCCACUCUUAGCUUUCUGAACAGGAUAAUAGAUCUCUUUUCCAGGGCCAUGGCGAACCCGAAGCUGCUGGGACUCGAGCUAAGCGAGGCGGAGACGAUGGGUGCUGAUUCGGCGCGAUUUGAGGAGCUGCUGCUGCAGGCCUCGAAGGAGCUCCAGCAAGCCCAGACAACCAGACCAGAAUCGACACAAAUCCAGCCUCAGCCUGGUUUCUGCAUAAAGACCAACUCCUCAGAAGGGAAGGUUUUCAUCAACAUCUGCCACUCCCUCUCCAUCCCUCCUCCCGCCGACGUGACCGAGGAGGAGCUGCUUCAGAUGCUAGAGGAGGACCAAGCUGGGUUUCGCAUCCCCAUGAGUCUGGGAGAGCCUCAUGCAGAACUGGAUGCAAGAGGCCAGGGCUGUACUGCCUACGACGUAGCUGUCAACAGCAACUUCUACCAGAGGAUGCAGAACAGCGAUUUCUUGCGGGAGCUCGUGAUCACCAUCGCCAGGGAGGGCCUUGAGGACAAAUAUAACUUGCAGCUAAAUCCGGAAUGGCGCAUGAUGAAGAACCGGCCAUUCAUGGGCUCCAUCUCGCAGCAGAAUAUCCGCUCACAGCAGCGUCCUCGGAUCCAGGAGCUGGGGGACCUGUACACGCCCGCCCCUGGGAGAGCUGAGUCAGGCCCUGAAAAGCCUCACCUGAAUCUGUGGCUGGAAGCCCCCGACCUCCUCUUGGCCGAAAUUGACCUCCCCAAACUGGAUGGAGCCCUGGGGCUGUCGCUGGAGAUCGGGGAGAACCGCCUGGUGGUGGGGGGCCCCCAGCAGCUGUAUCAUCUCGACGCUUAUAUCCCACUGCAGAUCAACUCUGAUGAGAGCAAGGCAGCCUUCCACCGGAAGAGAAAGCAAUUAAUGGUAGCCAUGCCGCUUCUGCUGGCGCCUUCCUGAUCAGGCUGUUUCCCUGUGCUUCCGAGAUGUGAAGAAACUGCUGGCUUCCCUAAAGCUGAAAUAAAAGAUUUUUGUCUUUG